Molecule: messenger RNA, 2592 nt
Organism: Dendroctonus ponderosae (mountain pine beetle)
Lineage: Eukaryota; Metazoa; Arthropoda; Insecta; Coleoptera; Curculionidae
Product: heparan-alpha-glucosaminide N-acetyltransferase
Exons: 9
Coding region: 251-1942 (563 amino acids)
Source: RefSeq, a predicted model, not a curated record
UGUCAAGUUAAAGUCAAUUAGUCAAAAUAUUUUGUUCUCUAUGUGGUUCACAUGUGGUUAGCUAUUUAUAUGAAAGUAGACGAACAAUAAAAGUUUUUAAAUAGUACCAAAAGUGAUAUCUAGCUGAAUCAAAGUUUGGACAUUUUUCUGAUAUAAUCUGACACAGAAGAUAUUUUAUAUUUACUCUCCAAUUUAUUCAAUACGCAGUUCAUUGUGUGAGUGCAGGGCUCAAGUAAACUUAGCAAGCAUUAUGCUUUUUGCAAACAAAGAGAAGUGCCUUCAAAGCACAUCUCUGUUGAGUUAUGAUGAGGCAUGUAUAGAUAUAUUUAAUACGUUCAAUGAUACAGUUUCCAUAUUCGGCCAAUAUCAGCAAUGCCAUGAAUGCAAUUUUCAAAAUUUUACUGUUUUGAGCCCCCAGGGGAAUAAAUCCUUGUUAAUCAGCACUAGAUCACCUUUAACGUUAUACUGGGACAAGGAUGGAAUAGACAAUUGCAUCUUUUCUAAACUGUAUUAUGAACAUUAUCGUUAUGGCUGGAAUAUCACAUCUCAGUGCGAACAAGUUCGUAUUAAAAACGCAGCAGAUGAUGCCUAUCUGCCUAUUCUUAUGGCCUUUGUGUUUCUAUUUUGCUUUGGAACAUUGUGGUAUAUGGUUAAAUGCAUUUACAAAAAUAGUGGCAGGUUGAGAAGCCUUUUGGCAUGGAGCUCAGAACUUGAAGAUGAUUUGACUGGAUCAACGCCUCUGGUAAUCGAAAGACCACCAUCCAUCAAAAAGCAUCCACAUCGAAUCAAAUCAUUGGAUGUAUUUCGCGGGUUGUGCAUUAUAUUAAUGAUCUUUAUCAAUUACGGUGGUGGACAUUACUGGUUUUUCCAACAUUCUCCCUGGAAUGGUAUUACCUUGGCGGAUCUUGUUUUUCCAUGGUUCAUGUGGAUAAUGGGGCUGUCCUUAACGGUUUCCAUGCAUAAAAAGCUGCAAAGAGCAGUACCAAGACGAACGUUGGUAUUCCAAGUGUUGCGCCGAAGUGCACUGCUCCUAUUUUUAGGAGUGGUCGUUAACUCAAGCAAACAUGUGUUGUCUAUAGCAGAACUUAGAUUCCCAGGAGUAUUGCAAAGAUUUGCCGUUACUUAUUGCAUUGUUGGAUUGCUUGAAAUUGCUUUUGCCAAAAGAAUCGAAAUUGAUAAUAUAUCCUGCGUUACUGAUAUCGUACAAGCUUGGCCACAGUGGUUGUUUGUUCUAAUGCUGGUAGCGAUUCACACUUGUAUCACAUUUCUAGUUAAUGUCCCCGGUUGCGGCAACGGGUACUUGGGACCGGGGGGUUUAGAUGACAUGAGCAAGCACUUUAACUGUACUGGAGGAGCUGCUGGCUACAUUGACCGACAGGUUUUUGGGCAUCAUCUAUUGAAAAUACCUGAUUGCAGCCGUAUUUAUGAAAAUAAGGUCUGGUUUGAUCCUGAAGGUAUUUUAGGCAUUUUAACAUCCGUACUUACUGUAUACUUAGGAGUGCAAGCAGGAAGAACUUUAAAUACAUAUCAAAAUGUGAAAGCCAAGACCAUAAGAUGGGUUGUGUGGGGUUGUUCUAUGUGUUUGAUUGGUGAAAUUCUGUGCAGUUUCAAGAUAGACGAUGGACCAAUUCCCCUUAACAAACAACUUUGGUCACUUUCUUUUACAUUGGUGACGGCUGGUAUGGCUUUUAUUAUUCAUACUUUCCUCUUCUUAAUCGUGGAUAUAUAUCGAAAAUGGGGUGGAAGACCAUUUUUUUACCCCGGCAUGAAUUCAAUAGUUUUGUAUGUCGGCCAUGAACUAUUUAGAAAUACGUUCCCAUUUGGAUGGAUCCCUACAGUGGAAACGCACUCUGCUUACUUAUUUAUGAAUCUCUGGGGUACUGGAUUGUGGGUGGCAAUAGCGAUUUAUUUGUACAAACACGAUAUAUUUUUUACCAUAUGAAGAGCUGCAUAAAUUCUCAUCUCAAAUAACCAAAAAUAUAUACACUUUUAAAUACUGAUUUACUGUCUGAUUGCCCUAAAACUGCGUUUCAUCAAUCAUCAAUUUUCAAUCAAUUUUGAUUCCUGAUAUAAUUAAGCAGAUUGGCAGUUUCCUCCGUGUUUAAAAUUCUAAGAAUACGGAAAGCAAUAAUUAGUUUUAAGGCAUGCAUUAGGAAUGUUAUCUGUAUAGCCGCGUUUAGUAAUUUUGCAUGCAACAUUGUGAUGGAACCCAAUCUCAACAUGUAUCUUGAGUAUGCCUAAUUUGAUUAAAUAGAAGUUUUCAACCGGAUUCGAGAUUUUGCAAAAUAUUUGAAAUUUAUUUUUUGUCACUGGUAUUAGAUUUUUGUUAGAAGGGCUGUGAAAUCUUAGUGCUAGUAUUUGUUUGUUUAAUGUUUUUGACCAAAAGGAAUAUGUAUGUGUUUUUUGAUACCAUCGAUAAAAUGUUAAUUUCUAUUCAUUACCGUUCGUGUACCUAUAUUUUGAUAUGUGAUUUAAUAACUAUUUCAAAUAAUUUUCUAAACUGGUUUGACUGAUAUUUUAACAAUGAAGGAGAUAGGUGUAUAGGGAAAUUGUUUAGGAGUUCUAAUGAAAUAUAAUGUGUUAUUGGCCAAA